AUGAGUCUACGAGACUACUUCUCCGAACCGUCUCCGUGGGAUCUGCUCAGCGUCUCCUACAACCCUGACGCCCGAUACGCCUUCGUCAAUUUCAGCUCCGAGUCCGCGCGCCUUUCGGCAAUCAGGCAAGCAGCCUCUCGACUCUUUGACGGCAGACGCUUGGAUUGCCGUAUCCGGCAAGGGUCCAUGAGCAGGUCGACCAAAGUAAACUACGGACUCAACAACAUCAGGGGACCGCUGAACCGAUCAAGCUCGAUCUGCUGUGACAGGGCGAAAAGCCUAUGGGGCAAAGUCGAGGAAUUCUCACACUUCCCCGAGGCUGACAGAUCGUCAUGGGGGAUGGAGAAGUACUUCAUCAUCAAGAGCUUCUCGCUAGAGGCCCUCUACCAGAGUCUCGAGACUGGUCGAUGGCAUGUGCCGAAGCGUCACAUUGAGCGAUUGAACCAUGCAUUUCAGACAGCCAGCAAAGUGUACUUGAUCUUCUCCGUGAACGGCUCCGGCUGUUUCUUCGGCUACGCAACCAUGCGCUCGGAGAUUCAAGUUGACGAAGAUGACCCCGCCCUAGAUAGCGACGAAGUCCACAUAUCCCGACACGACUGCGACGUUGAUGACGACUCUGGAUCCAGCCAGGCGGAGGCCGAAAGCUACUUGCAGCCCACACCGAGGUCGAGGACGGAAUCGCUUGCGUCGUCCGACUCGUCGUCAUCCUCAUCCUCGUCCUCGUCCGGCUCGAUCGUCUACCAGCCUGAGCGACGGAGAAUAAUAUGGGCGGCGUCGUGGCCUCGGAGGACCAUUAGAGAGUUCACGUCUCCAGAGGAACACCCGCCCGCGUCAGUAGCACCAUCACCAGCAGCAGUAUCGAGUUCAUACUUCACUAACGAAUCAUCAACACAAUCCCAGCCCCUGGCAGAACCGGCACCUCGGGACACCACGAUCCAAUCACCUCCCUCCCGACAUCCGUGUCUGUCUUCUGCAGAGUCCAUCCUCAACCGCCUCUGCCCCGGGGAGCACCGCGACACGUCCUUCCUCGACCGCUUCAGCAGCCCGUGCCCGAUCAAAUGGCUGUCAACGCAAAGCCUGCCGUUCAGCGCGGUCCGCGGCCUGACGAACCCCUGGAACGACGACAAGGAGGUGCACAUCGCGCGUAACGUCACGCCCGUGGAGCCGGGCGUCGCGGCUGCGCUGCUUGGGUGCUGGGGUGCGGUGGCGGCGAAGGAGGGGAAGAAGACGGGAACGAGGGAAAUGGUUCGCGGCGGGCAGUUUGGCUGA
Messenger RNA from Cladophialophora bantiana CBS 173.52, 1269 nucleotides. RefSeq lists its product as uncharacterized. Gene Ontology annotation, cellular component: nucleoplasm. Gene Ontology annotation, biological process: regulation of alternative mRNA splicing, via spliceosome; mRNA splicing, via spliceosome. The transcript has 2 exons. The coding region runs from base 1 to 1269 and encodes 422 amino acids. Gene Ontology annotation, molecular function: N6-methyladenosine-containing RNA reader activity; mRNA binding. The record is from RefSeq and is a predicted model, not a curated record. NCBI's taxonomy places the organism in Eukaryota, Fungi, Ascomycota, Eurotiomycetes, Chaetothyriales, Herpotrichiellaceae.